Mytilus trossulus (common blue mussel) is the source of this 2490-nucleotide messenger RNA. Its product is annotated as peroxidase-like protein. Gene Ontology annotation, molecular function: peroxidase activity; heme binding. Gene Ontology annotation, biological process: response to oxidative stress. The transcript is spliced from 12 exons. NCBI's taxonomy places the organism in Eukaryota, Metazoa, Mollusca, Bivalvia, Mytilida, Mytilidae. Bases 1 to 2304 code for a protein of 767 amino acids. The record is from RefSeq and is a predicted model, not a curated record.
AUGAGAGACUCACAGGUCACAGUGCGAGGACAAGACACCUCAACCGUUAAAAGGACAGGACAAGAAGAGGUGAACAGUCACAGUCACUUUUCUCAUCCUACAACUUGCUUAGAGCAGCAGAAAAAGACAUCAUUAAUACUAUCAACAAGUAAACAAAACAAAAAAAUGAUACGGGUCAACACACUGUAUUUUGUUUUAUUCUAUAUUUUGACACUGACAACAUGUAGAACUCAAGGAGGAAAUGCUACAUUGAACAAAAUUCUGAACAACGCUUUAGAUGACGCAUUAGACAAGUAUGCUCCCCGACGGUAUCAGUCUAUUCUGCCAUUACCUGUGUCUCCUGUUGUUCGUGUAAGACAAUCAGGGCGUACCCCUAAAGAUAGAAUGGACAUUUUUGCUGGACAAAUGGAAGAUCCGGCAGCUGCUUUUAGUGUUGCCAUAUCCGGUCUCGUAUUUGCAGAUUUUGCUAAGAGGAUACAGAGCGAUACUGGAUUACCUUUAAAAAGUGAACAGGUUCAAGAGGCUCUUGCAAUCCUUUAUCCUAAAAUAUCGGAAAUAUGCAACCAUUUAAAACCUCAAAGGGCGAAUUGUAAAUCGAGUUAUCCAUAUCGAAUGCCAGACGGGUCAUGCAAUAAUCCUAGCACUGGUGUGCUGAAAGGUGCCGCAUUAACAGCUCAGGCAAGGUUUGUGGAUCCCGAAUAUGGGGACCCUGAUAAUGUAGGACAUAUUCCAAGAAUUCAUGGUAAAAACGGAAAAUUGAAAAGUCCAAGAGAAAUCUCUAAUGUGGUAUUGAGUACGACAGAAGAUUUUAGAUCUCCUAAAAGUACGAGAUAUACUCUUACUUUAGUUCACUUUGCACAAUUUGUGGAUCAUGACGUUAUCAAAACACCGGCAACAAAGAUUCCUAAUUCUACUGCCAACGAUAUAUUUAACGAGCAGAAAAUAGAAGAUUGUGAUGAAGACUGUGUAAAACCUAAGUAUAUAAAUAUUACUUUCCGGGAUCAUUGUUUUCCAUUCAAAAUUCCAGAUGAUCAUUUUCAGAACGAUUUUGGUACCAAGUGCAUGCAUUUUGUAAGAAAUAAACCAGCCCCACCAGAAAGUUGUUUGCCAGGUCCAAGACAACAAUUAAACGAACGAACUGCUUUCCUAGAUUUAUCUGCAACAUAUGGAAGUAGCCAGAUACGUGUUAAUGAAUUACGACAAUUGGAAGGAGGACGUCUAAAUGCGAGCAAAGACGAUUUACUACCAGACGGGCCACCUGUUGGUGAUUGUUUACCAGAUCAAGUUUGUUUCAAUUCGGGGGAUUACAGAUUCCAGGAAAUUCCAAUGUUGACAGUCAUUCAUAUCGUUUUUCUACGGGAACACAACAGAAUAGCGGGAAUACUCAGUAAACUAAACCGUCAUUGGGACGAUGAAAAACUGUUUCAGGAAUCCAAGAAAAUUUUGACUGGAAUAUACCAGCAUAUUAUCUACAACGAGUUUUUGCCAUUGCUUGUAGGUAGAGACAUGGCAUAUGGUUCGAAUUUGAUCAGCUCAGACACUGGUCAUCGUAAUUCUUUCAGUGCGUACGUUGACCCAAGUACUUUGAACGAAUUUGGUGCAGCUGCGUUUAGAUUUGGACAUUCGUUAGUUGGACGUCAUACAGGUUCGAUGGAUAGAAAUUUUAAAAUUAAAGCGUUUGAUGAAAUGAGGCGAGAUUUCUUCAAUAACGACAAAAUGCGCGACUUAAACAUUUAUGGUCCAACUCGAAUGGGUCGAUGGAUGGCUGAAACACUAAUGCGAAAAAGAGACCGAUUUAUAUCAGACCAGAUUAGAAACCAUUUGUUUGAAACGAAAUUUAAUGGACCCAGUGAUGGAUUUGACCUUGCAUCUCUUAAUAUUCAGAGAGGAAGAGACCAUGGAAUUCCAGGUUAUAAUAAGUUGAGGAUGUACUGUGGUUUGUACCCAGCAAACAUUUUUAACACUGGGCCUAUAGGAUUUCGUGAUCAUGAUCACGUGACAGUAAAGAAACUGUCACAAGUUUACAGGCAUCCCGAUGACGUAGAUUUAUUUGUUGGAGGGAUUACAGAAAAACCAAGUUACAAUGGAGAAAUACUUGGCCCAACUUUCAAAUGUUUGAUAGCACAACAAUUUCAGAGGUACAAAGAAGGUGAUCGAUUCUUUUACGAAAACAAUUUCAAGAACACCGGUUUUACUUUAGAUCAGUUAAAUGACAUAAAGAAACAAACAUUUGCUGGUAUUUAUUGUCGGAGCCUUAAGUUGAGGACCAUACAGCCUAAGGUUUUUGAAAAAGGAGAGACGUAAGUAUCAUGUUUUAAAUUCUUAUAGAAUAUAUUUAGAUAUGAUAUAUUCAGUAAUAACAUGAGAUUCAGAUAAACAACUUAACUGAAAGUUAGAUGUUAAAAGGAAGAAAAAUUGACAAGACCACACCUUAAACUAUUUCAUUAAACGAAACGAAUGGAAACAAAAAUAUUAUUCGAGCCUUGGCAC